AUGCAGAAGAAUCCUCUUUCUUCUGUGAUUGAAACUGCAAAUGGUCCGCUUUUCGUUGACCCCAGUACCGACCUUAUUCCUGACGACGGAGUGAACAGCGAGAAUGAGCAGAUGAAGUAUGAGAUGUUCAAAUUUCUAGCUGGAGUCAGUGGCUUUGGCCAAUGGCAAUUUACAUCGACAAGAAAGAAGCUUUCGGGAACAGUUCACGGUGAACGACCUCUCUUAGCUGGAGUUACAAAGUUGCUCAAAGAGAGAAAGAAUUUGUCAGCAGCACCCACGCGACUCGCUGUUCUCAGAUACAGUAUUGUGCCAAGAUCGCGCAACUGUCGCCGAUUACAUUUUUUCGUCAUUGUUCAUGUACGACCAACCGACAAACUGAUACGCGAACAGUGGCGUAGAACAUACGGCCAACUUCAGCGUGAGCAUAAUUUUAAUAUUAUAUUCGUUACCGGAUUCGCUCAUAACGGGUCGCUCGAUGACGAGCUGAAAGCUGAGGCAUCUCUUUAUGGAGAUAUUUUGCAAGCUCAGUUUCACGACACCUAUAGAAAUCUCACCCUAAAGAAUAUCGCCGCCCUGAGAUUUGUCGCUGCCAUGUGUCCGACAGUGCAAGCAGUUGUCAAACUGGAUGAUGAUGUCGCAUGGAAUAUUGAGGGAACAAAAUCGACCGUUGAUGAAUCCAUAAAAGAUGGGUAUAUCCGCUGCAUCAAGUAUGUCAGCCUCUUAACUAACCCUUUCGAAUGA
Messenger RNA from Cooperia oncophora, 741 nucleotides. NCBI's taxonomy places the organism in Eukaryota, Metazoa, Nematoda, Chromadorea, Rhabditida, Trichostrongylidae. The record is from the annotation of a GenBank genome assembly.